GAAGAUAGAAGUUGAAUACAAACCACCAGGUCACCGCUGCCCCUCGCUCUCCAGAAUUUGACCCUUCGAGUGCUUGGAUUCUGUCAAGUAAACGGCGUGUUUGGGAGUAGGUUGAACACUGAAGCAUUGUCGGAGUCGAGGUUUGUGCCAUCACUUGACUGUUGCAGAGUUAUGAUGGAUUCGUCUUCAGAAUAUGUAUUCUUCAAUGCACAAGAACUGAAAGAACUUGAGUCUUGUUACGAGAAAGGUGGGCUGGGUAGGUUUGCGGAUAAAAUCGUGCAGAAGAUAAAUAAUUUGAGUAACAUAGAGCUUCAUAUCGCAGUGACAGGAGAGUCAGGUACAGGGAAAUCCACCUUCAUCAACUCAAUGAGGGGGCUGCGGAGCAAGGAUAAAGACGGAGCUAAAACUGGGACAACGGAAACCACAAUGGAGCCAACCCCAUACAAACAUCCCAGCUUCCCUAAAGUUUGCUUCUGGGACCUGCCAGGAGUUGGAACAUUAAAAUUUCCAGUGAAAGAUUACCUGAAUAAAAUGCAAUUUGACAGGUACGAAUAUUUUAUCAUAAUCUCGAGAGGUCGAUUCACAGAAAAUGAUGCAAAUCUCGCCAAGGAGAUUAAAAGCAUGGGUAAGAAAUUUUACUUUGUACGAACUCAAAUUGACAAUGACCUCCGUUCUCUUGAAAUGGAAGGUAUAUCUUUUGACAGAAAUACGGAACUGGAGAGGAUUAGAAAUUACUCAACUGAAGGGUUGAAAGAAGCAGGGAUUUCAAAUCCAAUUAUUUUCCUUAUAUCAAGCUUCCAAGUGAACGAGUUUGAUUUUCCAAAAUUAAAGGAAACUCUCGCAGAUAACCUCGAUGAUAUUAAGAAAGAUGUUUUCUUGAUGUCACUUCCAAGCACAACAUUAAAGAUUGUGAAGCAGAAAGAAAAUCAUCUGAGGAAACGAAUCUGGAUGUUAGCAAUAGUAUCAGGAACAGUCGGAGCCGUGCCAAUUCCUGGAUUGUCCUUUAGCCUUGACCUUGGAAUACUGGUGACAGCAAUAAUAGAAUUCCGCACAUGUCUCGGUCUGGAUGAUGCCUCUCUUCAAAGACUGGCCAAUGUUACAAAGAAACGUGUGGAGUUUCUGAAAGCAGAAUUGAAAACCCCUCUGGUAGGUGAAAUAAAUGAGGAUGUUUUGAAAAGAAUAUUGAUAGGCUCCGCUUUUUUUGGCAUUUCAGCUGCAGAAAUGGCCCUUGACCUUGUCCCAAUCGUUGGCUCCAUCUUCGGGUCAGUGUCUUCAUUUGGAAUGACUUAUAAACUGUUGAGCAAUGCACUGAACGAACUUGUGGUGAAUGCACAGAACGUGGUGAAAGUUGCAUUUGACAUUGAUUGUAAUCAUCCAUAAUAAAGCAUCGACCCACUGAGUUGCUCCACAUCAUUAGAAAUUCAUGAGAGAAAAAAGAAAUGUCAUCUUCCACAUCCCCAGUAUAUGCCAAAUUAUUUCACAACUGAUGAAUUAUCUUCCAAAAUCUCUGUUGCAGCAAUCUUCAAAAACAACAUGUGUGCGCCAAACCUUCAGAAAACAAAAUAACAUAAGAAAAAUGCUUCAAGGAACAUUCAGCCCCUCAAACCUGCCCCACCAUUCAAUAUGAUUGAGCCUGAUCUCCCCAGGCCUCGUCGACCUUCUUCUGUCAGUUUCCUCUGGCACUCGGGUACAGUACAACCUGUACGGGCAACUUAUCUGCCUUCUGAUCCAUUUAUUUAUCGAAUACUUUGUUACUUUUGAUAGUGAAUCCUACUAUUUCUUCCAGAGUGAUUGAAGCCAGCCCAUCGGUUAGCCUUGGGAUAUUUGCUGUACCCUACACCCCGGAGACAGAUGCAAACUAUUGACCUGUGUUGCCUGCUAUUUCCUUGUUUUUCAUUGGUAAUUCACCAGUCUUACUCUUUGGGGGUCCCUCGUUUACCUUAUCUACACUCUUCCAUUUGAUAUAUCCAUGGAAAGUUUCGAUGGUACUUUUGAUAAUGCGUGCCAGUUUUCUCUCACAGUUAAUUUUCUCCAUGCUUGUUAACAUUUUACCUUCUCACUGGUGGUUCAUUUAAAUUUCAAGUGUACUUAGCUCUAACUCUUGCCCUUGCUAUUUUAUAUUAAUGAGUUAAUAUUUUCCUUAACAUUCCUUCCUCUUUCGUAAUUUGGAUUUUUAUUGCUGAAUGUUAUGAACUAGCUGUUUACAUAGCUACAAUCUCAUCCAAUGACCCUCCAUUAGCCUAUUUAUUCAGUCCAUAACAGACAACUCGACAACUCUACACUCAUGCCAUGGGAAUUGCCCUUAUUUAAUUUGAGGACGCCUAUAUGAACCACGGUUAUUUGCCCUCAAAUUGUAUCGAGAAUUGUACGAUGUUAUGAUCACUACCUCCUAGAGGUUCCUUAACCUAAAUAUCUUUUAUUAAUCAUAUCUCAUCCACAUUAUUAAAUCUAAAAUUAGCCUGUUCCUGAGUAGGUUCGAUCAUAUACUGCUCUAGGAAAAUAGUCUUGACACACUCCACAAAUUCCUUUCCUACCGUAACGUGGCCAUUGUGAUUACUCUAAUAAUAAGCGUAUUGAAAACUCCAAUAGUAAUUGCAGUAACCCUCUCAAAUGCCUUUGAUAUUUCUCCAUUCAUGCUUUGUCUUAUCUAGAAACAACCCAAUGGGGAUCUAGAGACCACUGCACCAGUGUCUUCCAUCCAAAUUGAUUCUAUUUCACUAUCCGCUGCAUCUCUGUCACACUCAACACAGCACUGAUUUUUUUCUUGCUGAUGAAAUCUCCUCCACCUCCUUUCAAUUUGUGCCCUUCUUCUUGCAAUCUUAAAUAAUAUUGAGUAUGAAAUUGAGUAUCCAAUCCCGAUUGUCCUGAAACAUUUUCUCUGGGAUAAUUAUUGUAUCAUACUCAUAUCUUACUAUCCGUGACAUCAACGCCUCUAUCCAGCUAAAAACGCUACCUGUUUACAGCAUUAAGUACUGACUUUUUAAAGUAUUCGUUUCCUACUGGAGAUCCACUUUCUCCGCAGGAUAUUGCUUAUAUUUUCUUGCCCGUCCUAUUAUGUUUUGCUUUUCAUUUUUCCUCCUCACGAGUUUGUCCCAUUGCUUCUUAAUUUAUUUGUGAUUUAUUAAACUUCCCAUCACUAUAACAUUCCCCACUCUAAUUAAUUUAAAUCCAUGCCUAUAAUCCGAUCGACACGACUCACAGGACACCAGUCACAGCAUGGUUCAGGUGUAGCCCAUCCUAAUGGAACAGCUUCCUCCUUCCUCAGUGUUGAUGCCACUGCCCUAGGAAUUGGAACCUAUUUCUGCCACUCCAGUCUUUGAGCCGCACGCUUACUUGUCUAACCUUGUAUAUCCUUGCUGAUAUGCAUAUGGCUCAAGCAAUAAUUUGGAAAUUAUCAUUCUUGUGAUCACGUGCAAAUUCGUAUCUUAACCAAACUAUCCAACCAAGACACAAUUUCAAUGUGGACUGGAAUCAUUCAAGCCUGGAGCAUUAACCCAGUAUUUUUCACAAUCUCUCUCGCUGCAAUGCUCUUCAUUUCCAACAACCUUCCUGCUGGAGUGCAGCUCAUCAACUGGAUUAAGAGGAAAAAUGUUCAUCCUACGCUGUCUCCAGUCCAAAACUGAGGUCACCCCUACUUCAGUCAUUAUGUGCAUAUGCGUUCGUUUGGAAGCCAAACUUCAAGUCAUUGUCCAUCCGUUCACUGAAGCAUGCGAGUGGAAGAGAUUACACUCAAUGUCUGUCACAGAAAAUUCCCUAAUGACCGCAUUACAUUCACUAUACAAAUUCAUGAGGAUAUCGAGGAAAACAUGGAGCGCUCCUGACAUCUGCGGGCCAACUCUUGGCAAAAACAAGCUUUGAUAAUGAAAUUCACCAUUUCCUUCAGUACAUCUGCCUAGCUUUUGGCCGUCAGGGAGAAACAUGUAUUUGACGAUUAAGAUCUCGAACCUAGCACAAAGCUCAAGGUUUACCACGAUACAGUGAGUCCUGUCCUCCACUCCACUGGCAGGAUAAGCGAACCAACAUGACCGUUCUACACCAUGCCGGCAGCCCCGAUAAUACCGGACCCUAUAUUUCCGUACCAAACACUGUUUCCUGAGCCCGUCACCACAGGCUAUUAGCAGGUGGACAGAUGAAACAAUAUGUAAUGUUCUCAAGCCCUCCUUGGAAAAAAUGUAACAUUACCAUUGUCUCUUGGGUAUUCCUGGACCGUGCCUGCUCAAAGUGGAGGAUCACUCUGGAUGGUACUGGGAGUCUCAAGGCUAGGUGGAAUGAUAGAAGGGGCGCACUCCCUCAUAAACGACCUACCCUCCCGGUCCAUCACCCCGCCUCAGGCUGAGUCUGCGGAUCCAUGCUGGUAAACCACAGAACGGGAGUGGAAGCAAGUCAUCCUUGAUUCAAAGGGACGACUUGAGAAGAAGCAGCUUCCAUCAGCUAAAUGUCCUGUCCCAAACUUCUUGACAAGCAAUAAAGUAUUUGGAAGUGCGGCCGAUGUUGUAGCGUGGUCUAGAACGAAGCGCAUUUAGGCUGACGGAGAAGCUACUGACCAUCGUAUAUACGUCGGGCUAUUAAAGGAGUUUAACUAAUUAAACCAUUCAGAUUUAACCAGUCGUACGGGUGCUAAACUUGCUAGUGGAUCGGUCACUUAUCUUGUCCUCAACUGUCCGAGCCGAGGGUCCAGUUUGGGCCAAAAACAGCUUCCACCAGUCUGGGCGUGGCCCAUAGGCCGUACGUUGGGCGCCCCUGGUUGAGAACAUAGAACAUUGAACAGUACAGCACAGGAGCAGGCCCUUCGUCCCACGAUGUUGUGCCAAACUAAUUAAGCUAUUGACUCCUCAUCCUUUCUAUCAGCACAUGGUCCAUAUCCCUCCAUUCUCUGCAUACUCAUGUGCAUAUCUAAGAGCUUCUUAAACGCCUCUGUCGUAUCUGCCUCCACCACCACCCCUGGCAGCGCAGUCCAGGCACCCACCACUCUCUGUGUAAAAAUAAACUUACUCCGCACAUCUCCUUCGAACUUACCCCCUCUCACGUUAAAUUCAUGCCCUCUAGUAUGAGACAUAUUGUCCCUGGGAAAAAGAUACCGGUCGUAUCUAUGCCUCUCACAAUUUUAUUAAUUUCUAUCAGGUCUCCCCUCAGCCUCCGCUGCUCCAGAGAAAACAACCCUAGUUUUCAGAUGCUGGAAAUCUGAAAUGAAAAUAGAACAUGCUGUAAAAACUCAGCAGGCCAGGCAGCAUCUGUAGAGAGAGAAAAACAGUCCAUGUUUCUCUUCUGCCGUCCUUCAACAGAACUGGGAAAGAGAGAGAUACAGUGAGAGAGUAGGUGAGGGAGAGAUGUGUAGAUCAAAGGGAAUGUCGGUGAUGAGGGGGUGAGUCUAAAUGGUUUAAUGGUUACACAAGAGACUGCCGAUGCUGGAAGCUGGAGCAACAAUCAAUCUGCUGGAGGAACUCAGUCGGUCGAGCAGCAUCUGUGGGAGGGAAAGGAAUUAUCGGUGUUUCUGGUCGAAACCCUUCAUCAGGACUGAGAGCGGAGAGGGGUGAUGGCUGGUCUCAAGAGGAGGGGAGGAGGUAGUGGAGAGACAGGAGCCUGAGGUGAUUGGUGGACUGAGUAGGGGGUGAAGGAUAAUGGGCAUGUCGACCCAGGUAGGGGAAGGGGAGGGUGCAGCUGGGGGAUAAUGGAUGGAGGAAGCCAAAAAUAGAGAGACAGAUGGAGCGAGGGGAGGGGAGGGGAUGGUGAAAGUGGAGCAGCUGCUGGAGGAUGAUAAGCAGGUUUCCAGUUACCAGCACAUUAAGCUUCUUGGCUUGUGUAGUGUGCCAUUAAUGAUAACAUUGUGGACCCUGCCUGCGUAUUAAUAAUAAAUUAAAACAAGAAAGAACUGGAAACACUCGGUAGAUUAGGCAACAUCUGCAGGAAUGGAAACAAAGCAAACGUUUCAGAUCAGAAACCUUUUGUCACGACUGGGAAAGAUAGGGACAAAAGGUAGUAUUAAGUUGCAGAGAAGAUAUGAGGAAGGAUAGAUAGGAGAAGGGGAAUAUCUAUGAUAGGGUGAGCCUUGGGUUGCUGUGGAGAUGAGUUGUCAAUGGGGCAUAUUGGAGGGAGAGCAUUAUGACUCUUAGAAGUAAUUAAAGAAGGAUAAUCUAACUUGGGAGCGAGGAGAAAGAGAAUGGUGCAUUCUUGGGAGUGAAGAACUUCACAAUAAUAACUACUUCAGAGUAAUUAAAUAGCUAAUAAUGACUUCUUGUGAGUUGUUAACAGAGAAUAGUGAAUAAGUAUGAGUGAAUUAAUGGAGAAUAGUAGAACGCUGAGCGUAAUUAAAGAGAAUAAUGGAUAUUUGAAAGUAAUUAAAUCGUGUUUUGGAGUAAUUAUAUAGAGAGUAAUUGUUAGUAGGGGGAGAUAAGUUGCUUGCUAGGAAAUUAUUUCAGUUUUGCACCAUCAUUUAGAGAUAGUUCCAACCCAAUUCAGCAGUGUGGAGGGAAUUGUUUUAUAUCAAUGAAUGAAAAGAUUAUUCCAGUGGAGUUUGAUAGUGUAAAGUUCACUGGAGCGUAGUCUCACGGAAGAGAGACGUGAACUAUGAUUUAAUUGCAUAUAUAGUACUGCAACAAAAACACACGGAAGAUACAAUUGUAGUAAAUUCUUACAGUGUCAACAUAUUUGAAGAAUAAUCCAUCACUGUAGGGAAAAUUACAGCAUAAUGUAAGAAUCAGAUGCCAGCUGAAAUAUUACCAAAUAGUACUGUGCUAUUUUUCAGCAGAAUGCAACAGUUUAAGUGCAAUUGUGCUGUAAGUCGGUAUUAUACGGGUAAUUGAAAUUUUGCAUAACACGUAGAGCUAAUUGCAGCCUAAUCGAACGUACGGGAACAAUUGCAGCAUCGCAAAGUAGUGUAGAGCUAGCUGCCUUAUUUUUCAUGGCAUAGAGCUGACUGAACCAUAUUUCAAUAGUAUAGUGAGAAAUGCAUUCAAAUAUUUUCGCACAGAGCUAACUGAAACAUAAUCUAAUACAAAGUGUUAAUUUUAGCAAAGUUCAGUUAUCUUGUGAGAAUGGAAUUACAUGGUUAUAGUAUAGAGACAACGAAAUUAUAACCGAAUAACAUAAAGGAGAAAACACACAAGAAGAAAAGUACUAUAAGGAAAACUGAAGUGUGGUCUAAUGCUAUGGGGUCGUACUUAAUUAAGUUGCAUUGAGACACUUUCACUAUACUCGACUAGCGUUGCGACAGCUGGGGUAUCAUAUGCAAAAGCAUUUGCAUUGUAAUCAAUUUGUGUAACUGCAGUGGAAAAUUGUGCAGCUAAUAUUGCUUGUAGAUGGGUUGGGGAUGAAAUUUUCAAUGCCUGUUGCUUGUUAUGUUCUGAAUGAUUGCAUUAACCAUUGGAUUCCCCUUGUCUGAAUGCAGUGAAAUAAAAUCUUCAUAUUAAGAUGUCUUUAUUAGUCGGAUGAACAUCGAAACACACAGUGAAAUGCAUCUUUGCGUAGAGGGUUCUGGGGGCAGCUCGCAAGUAUCGCCACGCUUCCGGUGCCAAUAUAGCAUGCCCACAACUUCCUAACCCGUACGUCUUUUGAAUGUGGGAAGAAACCGGAGCACCCGGAGGAAGCCCA
Messenger RNA from Pristis pectinata (smalltooth sawfish), 7587 nucleotides. Its product is annotated as interferon-inducible GTPase 5-like. The transcript is spliced from 3 exons. Gene Ontology annotation, molecular function: GTP binding. Gene Ontology annotation, cellular component: membrane. Bases 172 to 1380 code for a protein of 402 amino acids. The record is from RefSeq and is a predicted model, not a curated record. NCBI's taxonomy places the organism in Eukaryota, Metazoa, Chordata, Chondrichthyes, Rhinopristiformes, Pristidae.